AUGGAGUUUAUCAGACAUCCCCGAUGCCACGUCCAAAGGUGCGCCCGGAAAAUCGUCAACGAUCCUGUCGAGCAUGUUUGGCUUGCAAGGCUUCUAAAAUUAGGUGCGACGGCAAAGACCCUUGCGGAUCGUGUUUACGACGUGAUCUGGGCAACUCAUGCAUAUACUCGGGUGUUGACCGGCGACGCAAAGGUAAGGGCAAGUCGGGAGAUGUUGAGCCCCGGUGUUCUAGAUGUUCUGACCGCAUAUGAGCUCGAAACUCUCCUUUCCAAUAGUCAGGACAUUCUCCCCCAGUCUCCACGUGUUUCUGGCGACCUGAAAGCCAUAUUUGACCUCGUUUUUGCUAUUGGAGCCCAGGCACGAGGAUCUGGCAGUGAUCCGCAUAUUUCCACUUCUCAUUUCCUGCGCGCCCGUGCUACGGCCUUUCAGGGAAUGUUGAUGACCCAAACUUUCGAUAUGGUGCGGUUAUUUACCCUUCUCACGUUCUAUACCCUCGGCGCCUGCAACCGAAAUGCUGCAUCGAUGUUUCUGAGUGUCGCAGCAAAAGCUGCCGUUAUUUUGAGCCUCAACGCCACCGGAAAUGAUCAGAACUCCUCGGAAGAAGAGAGAUGCGCCAGCGUGCGAAACCUCGAUGUUUUGAGCAGCUUCAUUUUCGGGCGACCGAAAAGCUUACCAGCUCUUGCCACCGAUUGGCUUGAGUCUCCACAAUAUGAUCUUGGACGUGGGCGAAAGUCAUGCCCCCUGUUUACUGCAAUGGCCAAAGCUUGCAAUCUACUUGAUCAGAUCGUUGAUACUCUAGGAAUUAACGGAAAUAUUCUCCAUGUUCCUGCUGCCGAGGACCUGCUUAGACACCUGCGACAGUGGAGUCGAGAAUUGCCUCCGCAUAUUCGUCGGUUUCCAGUGAAAUGCAAUACGAAUGUCAUGCUGCAACCUGCCGAUCGCCAAGCACUGCUUGGGAGCCUACACAUAUGGGGUGUGCAUUACUUCGCCGUCCUGCUGAUUACGCGCCCAUUUCUCGUGGCAUACUUGAUGUCGAGAUUACGUGGCAAAGCACCAGAUGAUCUUAUCAGCGACCCCAACGAGGCAUCGGACGUGAGCAUCAAGAACAGCAAAGUAUCAAGAUUAGCGCAGGUUUGUGUCAGUUCGGCCAUAGACAUGGUCAAUAUGGCGUGGGUCUUCGGUGCGGGCUUGGUCCUCGGUUUCUCAGUAUUCGCUGGGGAUCCACGCAAAGACAUCGAGAAUGCCUUCCACAAUGUGCACAUCAUUCUGGGAGAUAUAGCUUUAAGUAGCCCUCAAGCUCGGCUGUACCGCAACAUACUCACGAGCUUUGCCGAGGCAAUAAAGAGAUACCAACAGCGAGUGACCGACGAAAGAGAUUAUACUGUACAACAUUAUAUGGAUCGGGUGUUGAUUUUUGACGGAUCGCUGGAUGGUGAGAAUACCACCGAAGAAGGCUUCAGCACCAUUUCUCCAGCGUUGAGCUAUGGAUGGCAAUCGUAUCUGGCUACCGCUUCCCAGUCGCAAUCGGUUGUUGAUUUAACAGGUCUACCACCGUUCUCAGAUGUGAACGACCGCUUUGAUGUAGGAAACGAUGACUGCGCAGGAGUCGGGCUUGGAUUUCUGGACUGCUUGCAGCCGGAGCUUGAGUCGUUCGAUCAUUUGUUCUACACGGUUGAGUAA
Penicillium cosmopolitanum is the source of this 1680-nucleotide messenger RNA. Its product is annotated as fungal specific transcription factor domain-containing protein. The record is from RefSeq and is a predicted model, not a curated record. Gene Ontology annotation, molecular function: RNA polymerase II cis-regulatory region sequence-specific DNA binding; DNA-binding transcription factor activity, RNA polymerase II-specific. Gene Ontology annotation, cellular component: nucleus. Bases 1 to 1680 code for a protein of 559 amino acids. Lineage: Eukaryota; Fungi; Ascomycota; Eurotiomycetes; Eurotiales; Aspergillaceae. Gene Ontology annotation, biological process: positive regulation of transcription from RNA polymerase II promoter by galactose. The transcript is spliced from 5 exons.